AUGGACGAGAGCAUGGACGAGAACGGCGAUCCCGGCCGGACCCGGAAGCGCCCCCGUCGCGAGGACGGGUUCCGAAAAGGCUCUCUGAAGCGGAUCCGAGUUGGAAAUUUUAUGACUUAUAAGAAAGUCGAGCUCGUCGCAAGGCCCCAUCUCAACAUCAUUCUGGGCCCCAACGGCACUGGCAAGAGCUCCCUGGUGUGCGCCCUCUGCCUCGGGCUGGCGGGGAAGCCCAAGCUGCUGGGCAGAGCAGACAACGUGAAGGACUUUGUGCUGAGGGGAGAACAGGAGGGAUACACAGAGGUCACGAUAAGUGGUGGUGGUGAGGAGCGUGACAGGGUCGUCAGAAGGGACCUGCACUCCAAGGACAACACGUCGACGUGGAAAAUCGAUGGCAGGCCAUCGACGAUGCAAGAAGUUGAGAAGCUGAAGGAUAAGAUGAACAUCCAACUAGACAACCUCUGCCAGUUCCUGCCCCAAGACCGAGUGGUGGAGUUUGCACGUCUGACCCCAACAGAACUCCUAUUCGAGACUGAAAAGGCCAUAGGUAACUCCAAGCUCUGUGACCUGCACCGACAGCUGAUUGAAAAGGGCUCGACUUGUUCGCAGCAAAGACAGUGUGUGGCGACGAUUGAGAAAGAGCUGGCCAAGGCAAACCAGGCACAAGAGCAGACUGAGAGGGAGGUCAAAAGAUUUGAGCACCGUGAGAGUCUGCUGAAGACGGUGGAAGUUGCAAAGGCCAAGCUGCAGUGGGCAGAGGUGCGUGUUGUGGAGGAAAGACUCAAGACAAGCAAGCAGAAGCUGAAGGCAGCAAAGCAGGCUGUGAAGACUGCGCUGGACCAAGAAAAAAAAGCGAAGAUGUGCAUUGCGCCAUUGACCAAGGAGAGAGAAAAAUGCAAGAGGGAGACUACUAUCGUUAAACAGAACUGCUGUCGGCUGACAUCAGCUAUUGAAAGACAGGCUCAACAGGCCUCCAACCAGGUGGAAAACUUGAAAUCUCAGGCUGCAGACUUGAAGAACAUCGAGUUGGAGUCAAGGGAGUACCACAAAAAGAUAAAAGCGACCGAGGAGUCACUGCGCAAGGCACAGGCAUCGCUCGACAGCCUGGGACAGGCUCCCCCUGAGCACCACAAGAAGAUGCAGGACCUUAGGAUGUUCAUCAACGACUGCAAUACAGAAGCCAGGGGCUACAGGCGAGACAUGGACAACAUCGAAACUGAAAGGUCACAGGCUCGACGGGCUCUUAAUGCCAUCCAAGACAAGUUGAAACGUCUGAAGGACGUGAAGUUGCAACGCAUAAGAAAUCUGGAGGGUCGACGCCAUGGUUUCCGUGGGCUGUUGCAAGCCUACGAGUGGCUGCAACAGAAUCAAAACAAGUUCCGUUCUCGCGUGUAUGGUCCCAUAUGUGCAGAAGUCGCAGUUGCAGACAAGCAAAAUGCUGCUUACCUGGAGGGGAAUGUCGCUCUUCAAAUAUGGACUUGUUUCGUCACAACUAACAGGGAUGACAGCCACAUGCUGCGCAGCAUGCUUACACAGGAGGGCAUUAUGCGAGGAGCAAAUGUACUGUGUUAUGAGGGCGACCCUGGUGCCCCUUUGCGGAACUCCAGCCACACGACUGCAAUUCCACAGUUUGGCAUCACCCACACACUGGAUGAAGGGUUUGAGGCACCGAAUGUUGUGAAGCAGGCUCUCAACAUCGAGUCGGGCAUAAGCAAUGUACUCAUUGGCACAAGGAAAACUGAAGGCUGCAUGGAAGAGCUGUUGAAACAGCAUCGUAAUGUCACUCGCGUUUGCACUCCGGGGGAGAUCGUGUCGGUUAAAUUCUCCAAGUAUGGGGGAGGCGUCCGGUCGACAGCCAGCAGGGCAACGCCUGAGCCAUCGUUUCUGGGCUCAUCGUCCAGUGGAGGAGAUGAACAGGAGAGUCUUUUGCGGAGCCUACGCACAGCAGAGCAGACCAUUGCGCGCUUGGAUGGGCAGCAUGCUGAGCAUGAGAGGCACUACAGAGAAGCCCAGCAGAAGUUGAACGAAGCCACAAAAGAGAGAGAGGUGCUGUCGAAACAGGAACACGGCAGGAAUGCAAAGCGCAAGAAGCUUCAGGAGAAAGUGAAGAUGCAGGAGAGGUCGCUGAAGAAGCUGUGUGAGAAGCCUGACCCCAAGGAGGAGGAACCUGAACGGCAGCAGGCCCUGAAGGAUUGCAUGGAAAGGUUCCUGAGGGAGACGAGGAAAGGCAUGGGCAAACUAAUGGAUUGGAGACCAGAGUACGAAAAGCUGACAUCUGUGUCCCUGCAUUCCACAGAGUGCAGUGCACAGCUGGCAAAGAAGAUGGAUUCAUUCAAGGACUUCGAACUGGAGGUGCAGAAACACCAGCGGAUUCACGAUCAGAUUGUGCACAUUGUCCACAGUGAUGAGCGUGAGUUAAGGAAAGCCAAGGAGGAAGCCGACAGGGACUAUCCUAUGACAAAUGAGCUGCAAGCCAAGUUUGCAGAUGUGCCCGACAACAAUGAAGAGCUUGAGGAGUUCAUAGACAACAAGCAGGCAGAGGCUGAUGGCAUCAUCUGUGCGAACUCCAGUGUGGUGGACCAAUAUAUGGCGACCCGCAAGGCAAUCGAUAAGUAUGAAAAGCAACUUCGCUCUGAGUCCUUGAAACUUCAGGACCUCGAAGCGAUGAUCAACACCCUGAAGGGUGAGUGGUUGCCAGAGCUGCGGAAGGUUGUGGAAAAGAUAAACGUCACCUUUGGGAGGAACUUUGCCAAAAUCGGAUGUGUUGGGGAAGUCCGACUGGCUGAGGAGGACAGUCAUGGUGACCACUUCGACAAAUAUGCUGUUGAAAUCAUGGUGAAGUUCCGUGAUCAAGAAGACUUGACGCCUUUGGAUGCCUCACGCCAGUCUGGUGGUGAACGCUCAGUAUCCACAAUGCUGUACCUGAUAUCACUGCAGAACGUGACAGAGACACCAUUCCGAGUGGUGGACGAAAUCAACCAAGGCAUGGAUUCCAACAAUGAACGAAAGGUGUUCGACCAGCUGGUGGAGAGUGCCAGUCUGCCAGGCACCCCACAGUGCUUCCUUAUCACACCCAAGCUGCUGCCCAACCUGUCAUAUUCUGAGAAUGUCACCACGCAUACACUUUUCAACGGCCCCAGCGUCAAAUCGAUUGUGGGGACGCCAGCCUCUGGUCUGCUGGAGAAGUUGUGUGGUUCUCGGAUCCGGCAACGGCUUGCUUGA
Molecule: messenger RNA, 3219 nt
Organism: Ostreobium quekettii
Lineage: Eukaryota; Viridiplantae; Chlorophyta; Ulvophyceae; Bryopsidales; Ostreobiaceae
Source: the annotation of a GenBank genome assembly